AUGCUGUUGCCGACUAGCCGUUCCGUUCGCCUCCUAGUCACAAUUCACAUUUUUCCACUGCUCGUGGACAGUUUACUCAACGCCGACAACACGCCAGUUAUUGGUGGCGCUGGUAUGUUUUUGCGAUUGCCCGGCUGGUUUUGACACAUGGCAUUUGAUGAUGGUGGCCUAGGAGCCGACACGAUUUUAAGAUUGACAACUAUUGUAGCUCUAUUAUAGGGGCACCGGACAGAAAGGGCGCCGCGCUGUUCGCAAUCUGGCAGAAUUUCUAGGCCGCGAAGUAAAUUUCCACUGAAAAUGUGGCCUAAUGUUUCAAACUCGACCCCGAGGUCCCUCAAUUUGCACUGUAUUUUUUGCACAGUUUCUCAAUAGAGCGCCAUUUCUGUGCGGUGCCCCUAUAAUAUCAUUCAAAAAAAAAACCUACUUGCACUGACAGAAAUGGCUCACAGACCCGAAAUCUUCUGAACGGUUGACUAACAAGCUUCCGUUAGAGCGUCAAACAUUCGUCCGCAAGGGUUCAAAUUAUCUAGAUAAAUUUACAAGUGGUUACGGUAGAUGACCUAAAUUUUUCAUAAAAUUGCCUCACUAGGUGGCAGAGUUGAGCGGAAGAACACGGAAGAAUUUUUAUCUUUUUUUGAAAAUUUUUUCAUGAAAUGUGAUCAACUGACGAAAUGUAUAGCAAAGUGAACUGUGCGCAUAGAAAAAUAAUUGUAAAUUUAGCAAUUCAUACAAAAAAGUUAAGGGCUAACCGAAGACGGAAGGACAUUUUCACGCAACAACUCGAAUAACUUUUUUGUAUGAAUCGCUAAAUUUACAAUUAUUUUUCUAUGAGCACAGUUCACUUUGCUCUACAUUUCGUCAGUUGAUCACAUUUCAUGAAAAAAUUUUCUAAAAAAGAUAAAAAUUCUUCCACUGAGUUCUUCCGCUCAACUCUGCUAGGUGGUCUAAAUUUUCAACCGGACGGACUAGUUUCCCAAAUCAACGGCCUAGAUUUUCGAUCUAACAAUGACUUACAAAGGUUUAGUCGGAUCUAGGUCGAAAACUAGAGAUCACUUACACAAAACGGAUCGAAUUUCAUUCUCUCUCUCUUUUCCACCACUUUUUUGCCAGUCUUUAAGCCGAAUCUAGUUAGAGAACCGAGAGAAUCGAGUCAGUCAAAAGAUCAAAGUCAACAAAGUAUCAUCUGUCCGGAUGUGUUUGCCUAUUGACCCCCCCCCCUCUGGAUAUAUAAAUGUAUUAUAUUAUAUGUGACAAAGAAAUCGUAUCCCGUUGCCGCCGAGUCGAGAUCGAAUUUCGCGCAAUUAGGUCACGAUGCGGACAUUUUUGAAACGAAAUUUUCAGCCGACGCCAUCUUCCAGUCGGAGCCCACAAUCUCGGUCGAGUACUACGGUAGCUCCGGAUCCUCUCCCGCGGAUGCCACGUCGUCAUCGUCGUCGUCGUCGUCGGGCCGAGUUCAGAUGCCGAACGCCGAAGAAAAUGAGGGAAAUAAUGGAGCGAUUGUGAUGUACAAACAUCCGAAAGCACAAUUCUAUCCGAGACCUCAGGUACUAUUGUACUUUGACGCUUUUUUUUGGAAAUUUUAAAAUCCGAAUUUUUAGGGAAACUACGGAGGAUACGGAGGAUAUCGACCGAAUCCGCCGCCGUUGGGCUAUUCGUACGUCGGAUAUAUUAACCGACAGGUGAGUUGGCGGAUUACUGUAGCGUCCAGAAGGUCUAGGAGUACAAGUGACCACUAUUCAAAUCGUCUCGAUUAUUUUCGCUUUUAAUUUGCACAUCCAUGCUUGGAUUACUGUAGGCCGGAAGGAUACUAAAAUCGAAACAGAAAACAUUGUAGCUAAAAUUUGAGAUUUAAUACAAAGAAAACGGGCUUUGCGGUCCUAUUAACUCAAAGAUCAGGUACUGUGGGCUCAUAGGAUUACUGUAGUCCACCGUACUUUUCUUUUCCAGGCCCGCCGCUAUCCGGUCAUGAUGUACACGCUCAUCCAAUGCGUUCCCUGCCAGAGGGCGAAACAUCUGCUGGCCACCACGUACGGAGACGUUCCCUCGCAUUUCUUGGGUACGUUUUGGAUGACCGCACCUUUUUUCCGCCUUUUCGCUUCAAGACCCAUAGCCUAUGGGUGUUGAGGUGAAAAUAAAAGAGGUCCAAACCAUCUUCAGAACUGGUCGGCGACGAAGACUGGCAACGUCAGCUGCAAGUGGACCUUCUGAAGGUCACCCGCCAGGCCACGUUCCCCUACGUUUUCGUGUGCGGUCAGUUCGUCGGCGGCUCGUCGGACCUCUUCAACAUGCAUCAUUCGGGACAACUGCGACAAGUGCUUAAUAAUUGCAUGUCAAGGAACGGAUAA
Caenorhabditis sp. 36 PRJEB53466 is the source of this 2345-nucleotide messenger RNA. The record is from the annotation of a GenBank genome assembly. Lineage: Eukaryota; Metazoa; Nematoda; Chromadorea; Rhabditida; Rhabditidae.